Molecule: messenger RNA, 1352 nt
Organism: Manihot esculenta (cassava)
Lineage: Eukaryota; Viridiplantae; Streptophyta; Magnoliopsida; Malpighiales; Euphorbiaceae
Product: protein IQ-DOMAIN 10
Exons: 6
Coding region: 290-1102 (270 amino acids)
Molecular function (GO): protein binding
Source: RefSeq, a predicted model, not a curated record
UCACGGCAGAGCGCCGGUUGGUGGGAGAAACACCUGAUGACAGGUCCUGUUGUAGUUGAUUGUUGACCUUCCUUAAGAUCAAACACCACCCUCAGUUUAGUUGAGUUGUCAGUUAUGGAAGUUCAUUGGGGGCUUUUACAUGCCCCUCCCUCUGCCUGCCUUUUCUUAUAUUCCACUUUUCUUCUUCAUUUUUACUGCUCCCCAGUGGCCACCCAUUUUCUCAAUCCCACCACCACCACGCAACAACAUGUCUCGCUGUUGCUUCUCCUCUGCAUGCUGAUAUAUACAAAUGGGUUCAGGAGACUGGUUUAGGUCUUUAUUUAGCUUGAAGAAAGCUAAGGUAGGGAGGUCCAAAAAAGUAAAGGUAUACUCGGCUAACGAAAAAACAAAUGAGUCCGAGGAAAAUUCCAACACUCAUGGAGAGUCAAAUAGUCCUGCUUGUGCCAAUGGCAGUCCACAGAGAAGUAAUGGUGUUCCUGAAAUGUCAGCUGAACAUAAAGCAGCUAUUCAAAUUCAAGCAGCUUUUCGAGCUUAUAUGGCGCAAAAAACAAAGCGACGUCUGAAAGGAGCAGUGAGAUUUAAUGUAUUGAUUCACGGGAAUGAUACUCAGAAGCAAGCUUCAAGCACAUUGAGCUGCAUACAUGCAUGGAGUUAUAUACAGUCUGAGAUUAGAGCUCGCCGCCACCACAUGGUCACAGAAGGCAGGCUUAAGCAAAAGAAGAUAGAAAAUCAGCUAAAACUCGAGGCCAAGCUCCAUGAGCUGGAGGUGGAAUGGUGUGGCGGCUCGGAAACCAUGGAAGAAAUCGUUUCUAGGAUGCAACAGAGAGAAGAAGCAGCAGUUAAGCGUGAGCGAGCAAUGGCAUAUGCCUUCUCUCAUCAGUGGAGAGCCAAUCCUACACAGUAUCUAGGCCAGGCUUAUUACAGCAUUGGCAAGGAGAACUGGGGUUGGAGCUGGAAAGAGCGUUGGAUCGCAGCUCGCCCAUGGGAGAUUCGGGUUCAUGCUCAGCCUAGUAACCCGAAGAAAGGCCAGAUUAUGCAAGAUACGAAGCUAACACUCACAACUAAGGCUGCUUUGUCAAAUGAGAAGGUUACUAAAAAUUAAAAAACUCUCCAACAUCCCUGCUGAUAAUCAAGCUGCCCAAGAAGCUAAUACUACAGAUGUUAGCUCCUCUCGCUCAUUUAUUCCCAGUUGACGGAUUACAGAUUAGCAAAUUUCUGUGAACUCCAGACUUCUUUUUUUCUUUAAAUUUUAUCUUUAUCCUGUGUUGUUCUGGUUUUUGUCCAUCUGACGUUGGUGCGAACUUGGCCUGCUGUGUGUAAAAUAAGGAAACAACUUUUCCCUUUGAUUUGGC